AUGAUUAUCGGAAGGCUGCAAAGGGGUUUUAUAAGCUAUAUCCAAAAUGUUUCGAUUCGUCAUAAAACUACACAAUUUUCCUUAAAGGAUAGAAUUAAAUACCUUGAUCAGGUGAAAAUCUAUGGCCAACCAACGCAUCAGACACAUCCUCAUUUAUUGAAACAAGGAGAAUUAGUUCAAGGAAUAACAUCAGAAGAAAUUUCAUAUCGGAGACUUCAACUUAUUGAGACAAUCAGAGCUUAUUCACUUACAAACUUCCCGUCUGUCAAAACUCACUUGAUUGUUAUUCCAUCCGCUGUUAAAAAGCAUAUAUCAUCAUCAAUACCUUAUGUCUUCAGACAGAAUUCUGAUUUCAUCUAUUUCUCUGGAUGUUUGGAGCAAGAUUCAGUCUUGAUGAUGGAAAUAAAUGAGAAAUCUCAUAAAUCUAUACUGUUUUUAAGGCCAAAGGAUAAGAAUCAGGAACUGUGGGACGGAAUCAGGACUGGUUCUGAAAAUGGAGUUGAAUUGUUCGGCGUUGAAGAAUCAUACUCAACUUUUCAUCUAAAUCCGUUCCUACAAAAAGUUAAAAAUCUAAAGAAUCUACUUAUUUGGUACGAUGAAAAGAACAGCGAGCAAAGUACAAUAACUCCUCUACUUAAAACUCUUGAUAAAUUUGAGAAUCCUACAAAAUUCAUUCACACAUUGAGAUGGAUAAAGUCAGAAGCUGAGAUUGAGUUGAUGCGUAAAACCUGUGAAAUUGGUUCAAAUGCUGUGAAUGAAACUAUAAGAAAGUCAUAUCCAGGAAUAAAUGAGCAUCAAAUUUUUGCAGAAGUUGAUUACCAAAGUCGGAUAAAUGGGGCAUAUAUUUUAGCCUAUCCCCCAGUUGUGGCUUCAGGACGAAAUGCUACAACAAUUCACUACAUUAAUAAUUCUCAAAUAACACAAGAUGGAGAUAUGGUGUUGCUUGAUGCAGGCUGUGAAUAUGGGGGAUAUUCAUCUGAUAUAACACGUACUUGGCCAUUAAAUGGUCAAUUUACAGAUCCUCAAAGGAUUCUCUAUGAAGUCGUACUGAAUGUUCAAAAAGACUUGAUAAAUUGUGUAUUGAAUGAAGGUGGAUAUACUCUUGAUGAAUUAUUUGACACUAUGUGUACAAGAUUGGGAAAAUAUCUGCAAGAAGCAAGUCUGAUACCAAAAGAUAAAACUGGACAUGAACUUGCGAGAGCAGCUUUUAAAUUUUGUCCACAUCACGUAUCACACUACUUAGGAAUGGAUGUUCAUGAUACACCGUUAGUCUCGAGAAGUAACAAAUUAGUGCCUGGAAAUGUUUUCACAGUUGAGCCAGGAAUUUACAUCCCUCAUGAUCGUGCAGAUGUUCCUGAAGAAUUUCGAGGCAUUGGACUUCGCAUUGAAGACGACGUGAUGAUUAAUAAAAAUAUGAAGCUGGAAAUUCUUACAACAAGUCCAAAAGAGCCAGAUGAUUUAAUUAAGUUAAUAAAGAAUGAAGUCUAA
This is a messenger RNA of Chironomus riparius, 1488 nucleotides long. The record is from the annotation of a GenBank genome assembly. NCBI's taxonomy places the organism in Eukaryota, Metazoa, Arthropoda, Insecta, Diptera, Chironomidae.